Pochonia chlamydosporia 170 is the source of this 309-nucleotide messenger RNA. RefSeq lists its product as hypothetical. The record is from RefSeq and is a predicted model, not a curated record. NCBI's taxonomy places the organism in Eukaryota, Fungi, Ascomycota, Sordariomycetes, Hypocreales, Clavicipitaceae. The coding region runs from base 1 to 309 and encodes 102 amino acids. The transcript is spliced from 2 exons.
AUGACUACGACAAUCACCUUGUGCGUCCCGAUCACCAAAACCAAAACCGCAGUCUCGCCCCGCUUUAGCACCAAACGCCACUCAAUCAUCAACCAGCUUGGCUUGCGGCGACUUGUUCUAGCCACUCGGAGUUCGUGUCUCCACGCUGUUCUCUCUGUCACUCGACCUCUUGACUCCAGUUCCCCGUCAGCCCAGUCCAGCCCAGUCCAGUCAGCAGCCGCCCCAGAGAAUCUUGGACGAAACUUGGUCAAUCCGUUUGCUCUGUUGUCUGGCACGGUAAAAAACCGAGCCCCGCUAAACCACCGUUAA